AUCUCGACCAUCUUUUGUUUCCUCGGACUUGUCUCUUCGUUUACUUUUCAUCCUUGGAUGAAUGGAGGUUCUUUCAGGCGUCCAACUACAGAGGAGAAGGUCCUCAUAACAAAUAUGACGAACUGGAUCCAAAACGAAACCAUCAGGUUCUAUGUCCAAAGCCAUCUUUUAUUUUGUCCAGGACAAGACAUGUGCUUUGGCAAUCAUUUCAAGAGAAACUAUUCCUUUGAACUACUGUACAGAAGUUGUACACAUUGUAACUGCGAUCACACCUGCAUAAGAACAAAUAGCUGCUGUCCCUGGAGAUUUUAUCAGCAAAGUAAGGAUACGACUCCUAGUUACAUUGCAUACAUGAAUCAUAAUGAACAAACAUAUUCGAAGUAUAGAGCUGUUUCUUUGCAAUGCAUCCAGCCACAUGUCAAUGACCAAAGCAAACAAACCUCACUUAGGUCCUAUUACAUGAUUACCAAGUGUCAUUCCAACUAUAACAACCCAACUGUAAUUCAGAAAUGUGAAGAGUAUUUCAAAGAAGAGAAUGUUUCCUCUUAUCAACCUUACUUUUCUGCUGAGUCCAAUGAAACAUUUAGAAACUUUGAAUGCGCUAUCUGCAAUGGUGAGCCUCCCGACAAACUCAUUCCUUGGUCAUUAACGUUGGUUUGUUCUAGGCGGGAGUCACUAUUUCAAACUAACUCCCUUUCCAAACUUCAAUCCAUCGUAUUUAAAGGUAAUUCGUUUUGCAACAUUGUGUACUUUCCAACAGUAAAUACACCAGCCAAAUCUUGUGUGGACGAGAAAAGGUACAUUAGUACUUGCAACAAAACUGGCCAUUGGAGUACUUUUGAUGACGCUAUUUUUAGCACAUGUCAAUCAAAUUUCGUUGACGUGUACCUAGAGUGUAGUGCUGCAUUUGGGAGAAUUCUGUAUAAAAACAUAUACUGUGCUAUGUGCAAUGUGCCCGACUGGAGAGAUCAUUUGAUGACUGAGUGUGUAUCAUCCUACAGCAUUUACGACUGGACAAAUUCACAGAACCUUGUUUCCUUUUCAGCUUUAAUCGAUAUUAAAAAAUAUGAUCAAUAUAGAAUGGAGUCCCAAAGUGAGGGGAAAGGGUGUUCAGGAAAUUUUCUGUACGAGCCUCGCAUUAAUGAGUGCAUCCCCAUUGGCUGUGCAGAAGGAAUGCAGAUGAAGAAUUCUGAAUGUUCACCAAUUUAUCCUUUCAUUUCUCAAAACAGUUACGAGAUUUCUCUUUUGUUUUAUCCUACCUCCACACAAAGAUUACCUUUAAAUGAUUUUCUCGAAGGAUUAUUUCGUUUUCUUAAAAACUUUAUCAGUACACACAACCUGGAAAAAUACGUCUGCUCUAUAGCAGUUCUUUCCCCCAGUUUAGAAAACUUGGAUGACAACUCCUAUUUCGCUGCAUCUAUAAGACUCUCUGUCAAUCUCUGGCACAAUUUCACAGAACUUGUUCUUUAUCUAAACGAUGAACUCGAUAAAAUCAAUGGCUCUAUUAUUUAUGGUUUUGUUGUUCGACAUAUAGGACAAUCAAUGUCCAUCUAUAUCGGUGACAAAGGCUCGCUUUCGCAAUGUUAUCAAAACCCAAUGACAAAAGAUAUCCUGAUUCGUAGAUUUUCCUGGGAUAUCCUACAGACAGAUAAAGAUAAAGUUUUAAUAUGCUAUAGCAAACAAUCUGUUGCAGCAACCACCGUGAUUGCUGCAUCGUCAUUUUGUAAAAGACUGGUGAUAGAUAAACGCAAAUUUCACGUAGUGAUAUCUGACUUUAAGCUCUACUUUGUGGACUUUGAUUUUUAUGUAGAUUCACAAUAUUUUUGGGAAUCAAACGAUAGGACCAGGGUCGAGGUAUGUCUCGAUCAGUAUCAAACUGCUAGAGAUGAGUCGCGGAAGGUCUCGGAAAUAGACACUGAGGAGAAAUACUUGUCCCUGGUGUGUGCUAUCCUCUCGUCAAUGGGAUGUCUUGCAUAUUUGAUAGUUUACAUAUUUUUCCCUCAAUCCCCGUCCAUUCCAAAUUACAAUAUGAUAGUUUUGUCGCUUGCUCUUCUUCUUGCCAACAUAGUUUAUUCAGUCUCAAGACUUGCUCGCCCGUACCCUAUUCUUUGUCUGGUGAUCGGUGGAAGCAUACAGUUUCUCUGGUUGGGGGUGUUGAAUCUGAUGUGCAUGUCUUGUUUCUCAAUUUUCAGAACAUUUACAUCCUGGAACAUUAAAAAAUCGGACAGGCUUCUAUGCGUCCAGCUCCUUAUAAACAUUGCAUACAGUUUCAUUGUUCCAGUCUUCAUGACAGCGGUCAACGUUCUCGUGAGCAGAUAUUUCUACGAAGACGACAACUUUGGCUACUCUUUAACGACCUGCUUUAUUGCACGGCAAAAUCUUAAUCUUUUCACCUUUUCAAUACCUAUUGCGGUCAUGAUUACACUGAAUAAUUUUAUGUUCUUCAUUAUUGCUAAAGAAAUUCGAAUUAAGAAGAACACCUCUUUCUCGACCACAAAGGAGAGGCAUACUUUGAAAAUUUAUUGUAAGCUGUCGACUCUUACUGGCUCGGCUUGGAUUCUUGGCUACCUCAAUCAGAUUUUCCACUGGCAGAUUCUAUCAUACCUUCAUAUAAUUUUCACUGGUUGUCAAGGAGUGUUUCUUUUCUUUUCCUUUGGAUUACCUUUGCUUUUGAAAUCCAUAAGUGGAAUAAAUAGAACAACCAAAAAAUGAUAAAAAGAUAUCGAUCUUCACAAUUUUUUUUUACUUCUAUACACUGUCUACAAAUACUUUUCACGAAUUUCUCGUUUAAACAUAUCACUUGCUCUCUGAUGGUGAUUUUCUGACCUAAAUUGCAGAGCGUCACUUGUCUGUUUGUCAUCUUAUAUUUCACUUUGCCAUACUUCUGAAAUCAUUCAUUAAGCAAUGAUCUUUGCAUUUUUUAAAAUACGUAUCAAAAAAAGAAAUCGGCGGAUCAAAAACCCGAUUUUGUAAUGGCUAUAUUGAAUAAAGAUUACAGAAGCAUUUACUAUUCGGCCUGCCAUCCAUUUGGUGAGCCGGUAUAUAAUAAGGCUAACCAAAGUUACUCCUACGUUUAUCGCCACCUUCAAAAUACCAAACCUACAAAAGAGGGCAGAAAAAUUAAAACAUACAAGUUAUUUUUAUUCAUUGGCACUGAUACAAAUUCAGUGAGUAUUCAAUUUACACUUAGAAUAUAACCGUUUAAUAAUCUUUCCUGUCUGUCACACACACCAUUUCAUUGAGAAUCCAUAAAAAAACAUCCAUAUUGUGUCAAAGAGAUUUCAUAUUUCUACAGAAUGCAGUUUUUCGGUUGCAAAAAGUAAACUUAAACUGGAAAAGAUAAAAUUGGAGGUAAGGUUUUAGUUGGGUUUUCUCACAUUACUAGUAUUAAAACCUCAGUCUAACCCAAUGGUACAUAGAACUUUGAAUUAAUUUCGCAAAUACCUGUAAAUAAUUAAAAAAGUCUCAUACUUUAUCUAAAAAGCAUCAUUAUGAAGCUACACAGAAAGUCUGA
Messenger RNA from Magallana angulata, 3514 nucleotides. RefSeq lists its product as uncharacterized. Lineage: Eukaryota; Metazoa; Mollusca; Bivalvia; Ostreida; Ostreidae. The record is from RefSeq and is a predicted model, not a curated record. The transcript is spliced from 2 exons. The coding region runs from base 58 to 2712 and encodes 884 amino acids.